This is a messenger RNA of Cajanus cajan (pigeon pea), 2165 nucleotides long. Its product is annotated as sodium/proton antiporter 1. Gene Ontology annotation, biological process: sodium ion transport; transmembrane transport. Lineage: Eukaryota; Viridiplantae; Streptophyta; Magnoliopsida; Fabales; Fabaceae. Gene Ontology annotation, molecular function: antiporter activity. Gene Ontology annotation, cellular component: membrane. The record is from RefSeq and is a predicted model, not a curated record.
ACCUGCAGGUUGCAGAAGUUGGGAAUGAGGUUGAGAAUGCAGAUGUUAGCGACAGUGGGAUUAAUUCUGAGUCUGUUAGUUGAGAUUCAGAGCUUCCACCUCCCCUCCGGUUACCUCUGCUCCCUACAUACGAUUCGAACGAAGGAUGGUUUCUUAUUAGGUCUUUACCGCGUCUCUUCUUCUUCUUCUUCUUCUUCUUCUCUAGGGUAUGGAGAACGAGGCCAUCCGGUUCUGCUUCUGCAUAUGGAAGGUGAUGGUUGGUUCCUAUAUACUCCAGACCAAUCUCUUGCUUUCAUACUUGUGGAUCAUGGUUUUGAUGUUUGGGUACGAAAUGUGUGUGAAACACGCUCCAGCCACGGGGACCUUGUAGAGAUGAUGAAGUACAUUAAUUCCGUAACAAACUCAAAGCUAUUUGUACUCGGACAUUCACAGGGUAAAAGUUUCGCUGUCUUCACUCAACUGGAGAUAGCAGAAAAGGUUGAAGCUGCAGCUCUUGGACUUGCCAAGGACAUUCAACAACUGAACCACAAAAGAACCAGGUUCAAAAGUACCACUCCCACAUUGCUUCAUCAUAAUGAUUUGGCACAUGCUGAAGCUAAGGCCAAAAAUCCUACACUUUCUUCGUUUCAGCCUCAACAAACUUCAAGGCAACAAUUUCAGGAUAUUGCUAUGGCUUUGCUAUUUGUAAUAGGAUAUGCAGGCAUCAUAUUAGAACAAUAUCUAGCCUUCAAUAAAAGCGGAGUGGGACUGUUGAUGGCUGUAAGCUUAUGGGUGGUUCGGAGUAUUGGGGCUCCAUCAACUGAUAUAGCUGUUUCAGAGCUAAUCUAUGCAUCUGCGGAAGUCGGUGAAAUAGUGUUUUUCUUGCUUGGUGCAAUGACCAUUGUUGAGGUAGUUGACGUUCAUCAGGGAUUUAAGCUGGUUACAGACAAUAUAACGACCCGAAGCCCACGCCUUCUCCUGUGGGUGAUUGGAUUUGUUACAUUCUUUCUCAGUUCAGUUCUAGACAGUCUGGCAUCCACCAUAGUCAUGAUUUCUCUGUUGCGGAAAUUAGUACCUCCAACAGAGUAUCAGAAGAUUUUGGGAGCUGUUGUUGUAAUAGCAGCAAAUGCUGGUGGUGCAUGGAGUCCUAUUGGUGCUGUUACCACCACUAUGCUGUGGAUACAUGGUCAAAUAUCAGCUUUGCAAACAAUAAAGGGUUUGUUUGUACCUUCAGUCAUUUCUCUAGCUGUUCCUCUGGUUUUGAUGUCCCUGACUAGUGGAGUCAAUGGGAAGGGACAAAAUUCUCCUGACGUCUUUGCCUCUGAACAAAUUGCUCCUCGAGGGCAGCUUGUUUUCUCAGUGAGUUUUGGAGCUUUAAUUUUUGUGCCAGUGUUCAAGGCCCUCACAGGUUUACCUCCGUACAUGGGAAUGCUGCUUGGACUUGGCGUGCUUUGGAUCUUCACUGAUGCUAUCCACUAUGGUGAAUCUGAAAGGCAGAAGCUAAAAGUGCCACAGGCUCUGUCAAGGAUAGACACUCAAGGAGCACUAUUUUUCCUGGGAAUUCUAUUAUCCGUUAGUAGCCUGGAGGCAGCAGGGAUUCUUCGGGAAAUAGCAAAUUACUUUGAUGCACGUGUUCCAAGUAGUGAACUUAUUGCAAGUGCUAUUGGAAUGAUAUCUGCAGUAAUAGACAAUGUUCCAUUGGUUGCUGCAACAAUGGCAAUGUAUGAUGUCUCUUCUUUCCCUCAAGAUUCUGAGUUCUGGCAAUUGAUUGCAUUAUGUGCUAGUACUGGUGGAUCAAUAUUAAUUAUUGGCUCAGCUGCUGGAGUUGCAUUCAUGGGGAUGCAAAAGGUGGACUUUGUUUGGUACUUACGGAAGGUUAGUGGCUUUGCCUUAGCAGGGUAUGCUGCUGGUAUUGCUACCUAUUUAGCGCUUCAUAAACUCAACAUCUCCCAACCAACCCCAACUGAGGUUUCUUCCCUUUCUAAUUCCUAAAUCGACAAUUCGGACUUCAUUCAAUUCGAUUUUCAUGGUAUCAAAAGCAGCAUAGUUUGUUAAAAUAAUGUAUAUAAGUCAACCAGUUGUAUAAGUUGUCAUGGUUAAGAUUUUUAUGCGCAAAAAAUUAGGUAUAGAGUUAAUCUUAAUUAUCUAUGUAAGCAUGAAUGGUUUAGAUUUUUAUUUUUUUUAUA